AGCGCGCACUAAUAACAAAAGGAGCUCCAUUUUUUCUUGUAGAUCCAGCCCUUCUUUUCCGUCAUAGCUCCUCCGGCGGAGAGCUCAUCAAUUUCCGACACCUUUUCGCUCGUCCCUUUUCCUUCCUCCCUUCUCCAUCUGGAUCUCGUCCCUCACCUUUUAAAUUCCGGGUUUCCCCAAUCUCCUGUCGCCGAAGGCGCUGCUCCAGACUCUGGGAAUCGCGUGAAGGGAGUUACUAACCAUGAAUCCGUUCUCGUCUGGGACUCGUCUAAGAGAUAUGAUUAGAGCUAUAAGGGCCUGCAAAACUGCUGCGGAAGAACGGGCUGUUGUGAGAAAAGAGUGUGCUGCUAUCCGUGCUGCAGUUAGUGACAAUGACCAAGAAUACAGGCAUCGUAACCUUGCAAAACUUAUGUUCAUUCACAUGCUUGGUUAUCCCACUCAUUUUGGGCAAAUGGAAUGUCUCAAAUUGAUAGCAUCUGCCGGCUUCCCUGAGAAACGAAUAGGAUAUCUUGGUCUUAUGUUGCUUCUUGACGAGAGGCAGGAAGUUCUUAUGCUGGUCACAAACUCCUUAAAGCAAGAUCUCAAUCAUUCAAACCAGUAUAUCGUUGGUCUUGCUUUAUGUGCUUUGGGAAAUAUUUGUUCUGCUGAAAUGGCACGGGAUCUUGCUCCAGAAGUUGAGCGAUUAUUGCAAAGUCGCGACCCAAACAUUAAGAAAAAAGCUGCACUAUGUUCCAUAAGGAUUGUAAGAAAAGUUCCUGAUUUGGCAGAAAACUUUAUGACUCCUGCUACUGCUUUACUCAAGGAAAAACAUCAUGGCGUUCUUAUUGCUGGAGUUCAGCUAUGUACAGAUCUUUGUAGAGCUAGCCCAGAGGCCCUUGUAUACUUGAGGAAGAACUGCACAGAGGGAUCAGUCCGGAUACUAAAGGAUAUUUCCAACAGCUCCUAUGCGCCUGAGUAUGACAUUUCUGGAAUUACGGACCCAUUUUUACACAUCAGAGUACUUAAGCUUAUGAGAAUGUUGGGCCAGGGAGACGUGGAUGCAAGUGAAUCUAUUAAUGACAUUCUUGCUCAGGUUGCCACUAAAAUUGAGUCAAACAAAAAUGCUGGCAAUGCAAUUCUCUAUGAAUGUGUCGAAACUAUAAUGGGUAUUGAGGCUACGAGUGGUCUUCGAGUUCUUGCAAUAAAUAUAUUGGGAAGGUUUUUGUCAAAUCGUGACAACAAUAUCAGGUCCUCGAUCUCUGCUGUUGUGUGCCCGCAACUAUUUGUUGUUCUUGUACAGAUGCGCGUGCCCGACAGACGGUUUCUUCUCGCAUCCCGUUCUUAUAGCGGACCGCCAUCUCUCUUGACCGUUCUUGGGUGGGAGAUGGCCUCGAUGAUUCGUUCCUAUGCAAAUGCCCUUGCCGACGACUUGUCCUCUCUUGCUAGUGCCCCUCUUCCAGGUUUAGCGUCUGGUUUUCCUAUUGAUAAGUCCUGCAAUGUUCCAAAAUUUUUCCACGAGGCUCUUGAAGGUGGAGGUGAUCACACUAUUAAAAAGCUUGGGGAAAAAAAUGGGAAGCCUGCACUUAUUCUCACAGAGGCUGAAAACG
Molecule: messenger RNA, 1586 nt
Organism: Phalaenopsis equestris
Lineage: Eukaryota; Viridiplantae; Streptophyta; Magnoliopsida; Asparagales; Orchidaceae
Product: AP-1 complex subunit gamma-2-like
Exons: 8
Biological process (GO): intracellular protein transport; receptor-mediated endocytosis; Golgi to vacuole transport
Cellular component (GO): AP-1 adaptor complex; membrane coat
Molecular function (GO): clathrin-cargo adaptor activity
Source: RefSeq, a predicted model, not a curated record